GAGACCCGGGCCCUGGCCGCGUGUACCCGGCCGCUCGCAUCCUCUCCGCUCCAAGCACCCAAGUUCUGAAAGGAAGCAACGUCCACUACAAAGCCCUGGCGGCAGUCGGUCUACCCGCCGGCCGCCCGGGUGCUAGCCGGCGGGAGGCGGGAGUCUGAAGCCCCCACGCGUACCUCGCCCCCAACGGCCCUCCGCUCGCGCCGCUACCAUUGCGAGGUCGAGGCGGCGGGGCCGACGCCCAUUGGCUUGCCUCAGCCCUCCGCCCGCCCCCUCGCCGCGUUUAUUGGUCGGAGCAGCGGCGCCCGCGGGAUAGGCGGUGGCGGCGCCCCUCCCUCGCGCCGGCCCUCAAGAGGGCGACGAGGAAGCGGCCGCCUCCCUGCGCCCCGCCCCACGGGCUUGCUCGGUGGCUCCGGCUCCUCCCGACUUCUCCCGGCUCCUCCCGGCAGUCUCCCGGCUCCCUCCGGCUUCGGCUCAGGCGCAGCGGCGGCGGGCAGUUGCAGUGGUGCAAAAUGGCUGACCUCAGUCUUGCAGAUGCAUUAACAGAGCCACCUCCAGAAAUUGAGGAAGAGAUAAAACGGGACUUUAUUGCCACGCUGGAGGCAGAGGCCUUUGAUGAUGUUGUGGGAGAAACUGUUGGAAAAACAGACUAUAUUCCUCUUCUGGAUGUUGAUGAGAAAACCGGGAAUUCAGAAUCAAAGAAGAAAUCAUGCUCAGAUACUAGCCAGGUUGAAGGUACUCCCUCCAAGCCAACAGGGCUAGCCAAUGGUGACCAUGGAAUAGAAGGGAAUGAAACUACGGGUUCUCCAACUCCAUUUCUUGAAGAGAAGAUGGCCUACCAGGGAUAUCAGAACAUCCAGAGCUGGCCAGAAAAUACAAACUUUUGCUUUGAACCAGAACAGUUGGUGAAUCCUACCCAGACUGAUCCCUUUAAGAUGCACCAUGAUGAUGGCCUGGAGGAUUUUCUCUUUCUCCCCAGUGGAACAAGCAAUACUUCAGGAUUUGCAGAACGAAAUGAUCCCCUGCAAGACAGUUAUGGUCUAUUUCCCUGUGACACCUUUGCUCCUGCAGCUGUUGUACCUCAGGGGUGGCCUGUGGAAGCCCCAAACUCUCCAUACUCGGAAUCCUUCAUUUUGCCAGAGGCCGUACCACAACCUCAGCAGCCCACAGCAGAGCUAGCCAAAGAGGUAGAAGUGACAUCAGCAGAAGAGAGGGCACCAGCAGAAGCAUUGGAAAUCAUGAUGGGACUGAAGGCUGCUGACAUGGCCCCAUCUAGAGAAACAGAGAUGUCUCCAGCCAAGGACAUGGUGCCAGCCACAGAAACAGAGGUGGCAUUGGCUAAAGACCUGGAACCAUCCACCAAAUCAGAUGUGACACUGGCUGAGGACGUGGAAUCAUCUAUCAAAUCAGAUAUCGUCAAGGACAUACUACCCAGAGAAACAGAAGAAGCCCCAGUUAAGGGUGCUGUAUUGUCUGCAGAAACUGAUGUAUCUUUAGCCAAGGACAUGGUACUGCCCACAGAAACAGAGGUAGCCCCAGCCAAGGAUGUAUUACCAUUCAAAGAAACAGAGAGGGCCCCACCUGUAAGCCCUAUAAAAAUGGAUGUGUCCCCAGAUGAGGGCAUGGUACCACCUACAGACAAAGAGAUGGCCCCAGCCAAGGGUGUGGUAUCUCUCUCAGAAAUAGAAGUGGCACUGGCUAAGGAUGUUGUAUCAUCUACAGAAAUGUCCCCAGCCAAGGAGGUGGCCUUAUCCCCAGACACAGAGGUGGCCCUGACUGGGGACAUGGUGCUGCCUCCAGAAACCAAGGUGAUUUUGACCGAGGAUGUGGCACUGCUCCCAGAAACAGAGGUGGCCCUGGCCAAGGAUAUGGAUCCACACCCAGCUGCAGAAAAGGCACCAGUGAAGGAUGUGGCUCCAUCCCCAGAACCAGAGUUGGCCCUGGGCAAGGAUGUGCUUUCACCUAUAGAAACAGAGGUGGCUCUGGGCGAGAAUGUGGCUGUACCCCCAGAAACAGAAGUAACCCCGGUCAAGGAUGUGCCUCUGCCUCCAGAAACAGAGUUAGCCCUGGCUUCGAAAGUGGCUCCACCCCCUGGGACAGAGGGGACUCUGGCCAACAGUGUGAGUCCAGCCCAGGUUGCUACAUUGCUCUCAGAAACAGAGGUGGCACCGACUCCAGUUAAGGAUGUGCAUGCUGCAGGGACAUGGGAAGAAGCAGAGGAGUCGCAGUUAAAAUCUCUCAAGAACGAGGGGCAGUCAGCUGCAUCUACCUUGGUCAUGUCUCCAGAACCAGUCACAGCUGUGGGGCAAAAGUCCACCUUGCCAGCAGAUGACGAUUCUGUGUUAGAGAAACAAGAGCAAAAGAAACCAUUCAGUAGUCAACCUUCUGAACUUCCUUCCGAGACCUCGGGUACCCCUCCCACACAAGGCAAACAAGUGUACAGACCUAGUGACCGCAGGUCCACUCGGCCCAGGCCUGCCAGGGUCCCUCCUGAGCUGCUGGGAGGCUCUUCUCCACGGAAGACUCUCGAUCCUGGGCUGGGCCCCUGCUCUUUGUCUGAAUUGGGUUGGGUCUCUGGUCCGUCUACCUAUGGUGAGCCUGGGAACCAAAGGAAAACUACUCAUCUGGACUUCCUUGAACCCAAGCGAGAUCUUGGCAGGGAGGCCUGGGAUAUAGAGAGCCCACCAAUGAUGAUGAAGAAAAAAAAGAAGAAACCAAAGCAAAAAAGAUAUUCUCAGCCCCGGCCUGGGGGACCUUGGGAUGAUGACAGUGCAGAUGACCGUAAAGGUCAUCCCUUUGUAGCAGACCCACAGAAAUCAGGGGUUCUCCCCAGCCUGCCUACCCCUGUGGGCAUGGAAUAUGGACUGGCAUCCAGAGAAAACUUAAAAAAGGAAUGUGAAGUGGAGUCCAGAGCCACCAAACUGGUAGCAGAAAACUUUGUCUCAGAAAGUCUCAACGUGCCUUUGUGUCCUUUGGAAGAAUCCCUGAAAACUGCAGGAAGUUCUCAGCCCAAGAUGGGAAUAGAUGGGAAAGUCGGUGGUAACAAGGCAAUACCACUGGGCCAGGACCAGAAAUGGCUACAGCCAGGUGAAGGCAAACCAGAGCCUGCACCCCACCUAACGAGUCCCAUGGAUGAAAACCGGACAAUGGGUUCGUCUGUUCUGAAAGGACCCCAGACCGAAGUUUCUGCACACAAAAUACAAAUUCCUUUGGAGAUCAGGCCCAAAGAGGGUUGCUCUCCUGUCUUGUACCAAGAGGCCAUGGGUGGGGUUUCAAAACCCAGAGCCGCAAAAGAACUGCCUUAUCCGGUGCCCACUUUGCCAACAGGUACCUCAUUAGGAAUUAGUCCAGCAGAAGCGAAUGAUGAGAGUAAAGUGACUAAAUUGCAGAAAGACGAGCAGGCAGGAACUGAAGGAACUAAAGAGGUUAAAGGAACUGAAGAGAUUAAAGAACUAACAAAGGAAGCUCCUCCCAAGCCAGGUCAGGAGACAAGCAUUUUGGCUUCCAAGCAGUCCCAGGAUGAGGUGUUGAGGCCUGGGCUGGAGAAUCCGCCAUCUCAGAGAACAGCAGGGGAUGGCAGAAACAGGAAGGCAAGGGCAGGUUCUGGGAAAGUGAGAACCAGUUCUGGGAAGGGAAGAGCAAGAUCUGAGCCCCCAUUUCUUACAGACAGCUGGAAGGAUGGCCCAGCUGUUCUCGGGCCAAGUGAGGCAGCCCCUAAAACCGAAAGAACACCUGAUGGGGAGAAGAGUGAGGAGCUGGGUUCUUCAAAGCAACCAGGGACCCCAGUGAGUCUCACGGAGGCUGUGGAGACGGGUGAUGCGAGGGGGCCCAGCGCCUCGCACAUGUUGAUUCCUUUGGGAAGUGAGUCAGGCACGACUCAGACUUCUGGCGCUAGAACAGAAAGGGGGGCCUCAGCUGUAGAUAGGGGUGUCAGUAACCAGAGCAAGGAAGGAGCGUGUCCUUGGAUGGGUAGUGAGGCAGCUCCCUGGAUUUCUGAAAAGCCUAAAAAAAGGGGUAGUGAGGGCAAAAACAAAAAGUUCAAAAAUAAUUAUUCCACACAGCCUGCUAGAAUGGAGAACAAGGAAGAAACCCCCAACCCACCUUCUGUAGGGAAGGAUAGAGAUGCUGGGAGUACUCCUCAUCCAAACAAGGACUUAGAACUCUCUUCCCCCUUGAAUCAUGAUCCCUUGUCCUCACGUCCAUCAGCUCUUCCCACAGUGGAAGUAGGUGAACAGAAGGGGCGGAACGAGGAGGUUAAUUCUUUUGAGCUUGGGGCUCUUGGUGGGAACAAGACAGACAUAGUCAAGGACGCCGCUGUUACUGAACCAGCUACCAAGGUGACAGAUGUGAGCUGCCAAGACCAAAUCCAGGGGGCAGGAUUUGUCCCUGCAGUACUGUCUGCAGAGAAUAAGACAGAUGCAGCCAAGGGACACGCUGCAGUGGCUGACAAACCAAAUGAAAGGAGCAAUGAUGGAAAAAGUAAAAAGGUUAAAAAUAGUUUUCCCGAGAAGCAUCUUCUGGAGAAUACGAUAGAUGCAUCAGAAAUACAUGUUCCCAUGGAAACCACUGGGGACCACAGAACUGAAGGAAUGGGCUAUGUGGAUGAAAAUAGAAAUAUCACAUUUACCUGCCCCAGAAUGCUCCCAGGGUUGAUGAAUAAGUCAGCCCCUCCAGAGGCUCUGGAGUCAGCAGCCCGUGAAGGACUGCCCGCUCCUGCUUCUCAAGUAGUAAAAGAGGGUGAAUCUGUUCCAAAGCCCUUGGCAGAAAGUGGGCAAGAGACAACUCCAGCCCAGUUGUCCAAAUUAUUAGUGGUAGAUAACUGCAGCAGAGAUGGAGUCCCAGCUCAGGAAAGACCCAAGGCCCCCUCUGCUGUCACACCUUCUGCAAGCACAGGAGGAGAGGUUGCCCUCACUCUCACAGCAGCUGUAGACACCGUUAACAGCCAGGGAGGUAACACUCUUAAGAAUAAAGGUGAGCUUGCUGGUCCCCUCAGGACUGAAGCAGAGAUAAAUGGAGGAUCUGGGAAGGGAGGCUCUGAGUCAGUGCCCAGGGCUGCAGCUAAGCAUUCGAUAGAAAAAACCACAGAGGUUGCAGAGAGACACCUUUCUGGAAUGCCAGUAGAAGACCAGAGCCUACAAGGUGAGGGCAGAGUCCUAGAAGCAUGUGCAGAUAGGAAUAAUUUUCCAACACACCCAGUUAACAAAAAGAAAGAGUCUGAGGAAGGUUCUGCUCCAGUUCUGAUUCCUGACUUACUGGGAGACAAAGCACAAAAGCCCAGUUUCUCUGAGGACCAAAAUGCUGACAGUCGAGAUUCCAAGGACCCAGACAGUUUGAAUAAGGAGGUAGAUAGAGCCCUUUUGCCUCCAACAAGUGAAAAAAAGAAAGUGGAAGAAGUUAACCUGGCUUCUGAAAUCACCAAAUCCGGAUAUAUUUCCGCGGCCACAUCAGAAUUUGAGUCAGAUUUGUUAGAUGGCAGGGCUGCCGCUACUCCAUCGCCGGCGGUAGAUAAGUUGGUAGUGCCUCCUCCCAAGGAUCCUGAACUCCCAGAACCCAAGGAUAAGAUCUCGGAGGCCCCUGACAAAAUGACUGAAAAGUCUGAGCGGAAGGCACCAGGAGAAGGCAACAAGGAAGAUAAAAGCAGAGUGGCAGAGCCACUGAAAGGCUACAUGAGACCUACCAAGUCCCGAGGCCUUACUCCACUUUUGCCGAAGUCUACUGUCCAGGAACGAGAGAGAGCCAGACAACUGAAGUCCGGCGGAAUAAGUAAGCCAGAAGAAGGCCGGCCUGCGGGGAGUGUGACCGGAAAUGACAUCACCGCCCCUCCAAACAAGGAGCUCCCACCAAGCCCAGAGAAGAAAACAAAGCUUUUGGUCACCACUCAACCUGCAAAGACUUCAACAUCGAAAGCCAAAACUCAGCCCACUCCUCUCCCUAAGCAGUCGGCUCCCACCACCUUCGGUGGGUCAAAUAAAAAACCUAUGAGCCUCGCUGCAGGCUUAGUGCCGGCUGCCCCACCCAAACGCCCUGCUGCCACCACUGCCAGGCCUUCCACCUUACCUGCAAAAGACGCAAAACCCAAGCCUGCUGCAGAGACAAAGGUUCCUGAGAAACGAACCUCACCAUCCAAGCUGGCCUCUGCUCCAGCCCUGAAGCCUGGCUCCAAGAGCACCCAGACUGUUACAAAAGCCUCAGCCGCUGCCAGUCCUGCCUCAGCUGGGCCAAGCAGUCGAAGCCCCCCAACGCCUGUGCCCAGGAGGCCCACCGCCAUCAAGACCGAGGGAAAACCUGCAGACAUGAAGAAGACAGCUACACAGUCUGCACCAGCUGACUUGAGUCGCUCCAAGAACACGUCCACCAGCUCCGUGAAGAAAAGCACCACUGUCCCUGGGGCCGCCCCCGUGGCAGGGGUGGCUCCCAGCCGAGCCAAGCCCACAUCCACCCCGCCCCGCCCCUCGGGGACGCCUUCCUCAGACAAGAAGCCCACAUCAGCCAAACCCAGCUCCUCUGCCCCUAGGCUGAGCCGCCCCUCUACCAACGCUUCUGCCCCUGAUCUGAAGAAUGUCCGCUCCAAGGUUGGCUCCACAGAAAACAUCAAACAUCAGCCUGGAGGAGGCCGGGCCAAAGUAGAGAAAAAAACAGAGGCAUCUGCUCCGGCUCGAAAGCCUGAACCUAACGCAGUCGCUAAAACAGCUGGUCCCAUUGCGAGUGCGCAGAAACCACCUGCUGGGAAAGUCCAGAUAGUCUCGAAAAAAGUGAGCUACAGCCAUAUUCAGUCCAAGUGUGGUUCCAAGGACAAUAUUAAGCAUGUCCCUGGAGGUGGUAAUGUUCAGAUUCAGAAUAAGAAGGUGGACAUCUCUAAGGUCUCCUCCAAGUGUGGGUCCAAGGCCAACAUCAAGCACAAACCUGGUGGAGGAGAUGUCAAGAUUGAAAGUCAGAAGUUGAACUUCAAGGAGAAGGCCCAGGCGAAGGUGGGAUCCCUCGAUAAUGUGGGCCACCUGCCUGCAGGAGGUGCCGUGAAGAUUGAGACCUACAGGCUGACGUUCCGGGCAAACGCCAGGGCCCGCACCGACCACGGGGCUGACAUUGUCUCCCGCCCCCCCUACUUCCCUGGCGGCCCCAGCUCAGGCACCCGGGCCCUUGGCUCCCUCUCCCGGGCUGCGAUCUAGACCCCACACGGCUUGGAUGCUGGGCAGUCCUCCAGGCCCUACCCCCUUCCCCCACCCUGCUUGCCCCCGGCAGCAGCAGACCCACUCCCAAACCUCCACUGCUCCCCGCCCUGGGCCCACUACUUGCUUUGUUCCUGUCCCAUCAUUGCACAUCGCUCUGCACAUGGGGUUGGGAGGUGAAUGGGCUGGGGAGGCCAACUUGGCAUCUUAUGGGAUCUAGGAGGGGGGGAACGGGAUUCCAACCUCCUCUUUGGGUUUUUCGGACCAAACCCAAGAGAAACUGACAUACCCACCCUCCUCGCUGGGCCCACUUGGAGAGAAGAGUGGAGCUGGACAGCUGCGCGGUGGCAGGAUGCUGACAGAACCCCCCGGAGCCCGCUAAGCCACUGCCUCUCCCUGUGACCCUCUGUGGUGCCCACUGUGCAGGUGGGGCCAGGCACCUCUUGCUGCCCUGCCCCAAGUUAGUUAGGGGUCAGCUCUGACUGUCCUCACUGCUUCCCAUACCCGCCUAGCUGCUGUCACACACUCUUUUCUUUUUUCUCUUUUUUUUUUUUUUUUUUUUUUUAAAUAACCUAAAAACUGGUAGAGGAGUUUUGCAGGUUGAAGCCAUGUCUAAAUGAAAGUCCUCAGUAGGUGUUAAAGGAAACAGGGAGGGGAGAUCCUUAAGCCUCCAGCCAGGAGGUCAGGCAUCACGGGCUGCCCUGGCCUGGGCAGCUUGGGGCCCCGGAGGAGGUGUGGGCACGGCAGGUGAGGUGCAGGGGCUGUAGCCUGGUGAGCAGGGAGGGCAUACUAGGGACUGGUCAGAGUGUGGGUCUGGUUGUUCUGGUAUUUUGUGUGUAUGCUGCUUUUCUUUUCUAACCAAGAGGCUGGUUUUGGCAUCUCUGUCUCAUUCCCUGGGAUGUAGUGGGAGGUACAAGUUUGGGGCUGGAGAAACAGGGAAGGACUCUGGAGGUCAUAAUCCUCCAGACUCGAAGGCCUAGGACACCAGAGCCCUGUUACCAGGAGCCCAAGAUGUCCAGACUCAUGUGGGGGAUGGGGAAUCAGGUGUGGAAAUUUCAAAAAGGCAGGAGACCAGCCAUCUCCCCCACCCCUAACAGCCUGACUGGGGAGGGGGAGAGGCGAGACCAGCCUGUGCAGGGGUGUCCCAGCUAGGCCUGGUCUUGGGACAGCUGCAAUGAUGAGAAAUCCCGGGAAUUGUAUUGACACGAAGAUUCUUAUUGCACUUGUAUUUUUUUUUUUUUGUAUUAAAGUUUGCAUGGUUUCUAAUAAAGGAUUAAAAUGUAACAGUUUGUAGUGAAAUGGCAGAGAGUCUCUGAGGGCGUCUCCUCUGGAGGAGCAUUUCCUGCAGUGCAGACUUGCCCCUUGAGGUCGCCAGACUUGGCCCCUCGCCGCCCCACCCCGCCACUGCACCUGUUGUCUCCCUUCCUGGAGCCCAGGAGGAAGGGUUCUUGACGUUGGUUCCGAUCGGACCUCCAUGUAGAGGGCGGGCAUCUGGGCUGGCAGGUUCUCCCACGUCGGAGGUAGCAUUUCCCUCAGGGAGGUGGGACACCACAUCCGCAGCUCCCCGAGCACGUGCUGCAGGGGGCUGGUGGAGAAAGCCUUCCCUGCACCAGAUGCUAGAGUGCCAUGUGCCAAGGACAUCGGGGCACCCUCGUCUUGUCAGCAGGAGAGGGACGGAAGGCAGCUGGGGAGGAAGUGGGGCAGCUGCAGGGCCGGAAAGUACCUGUACCCUCUUUAGCCCCGGGGCCACAGAUGCUGAGGCAGGUGACUGGCUCCCAGUCCGAGGGAAAGGCUGUGAGAAGUGAGCCUCAUGGGGAACAGUCUGUGUGGGCUAGUGUGGUCCCAGCUCCCUUGAAGCGUCCCCCAAGGCCGAGAAGGUGCCCUGACAGCAUGUGGGUGCAUUUCUGCACUUCCAGUUUGCUUCUGGCUCAGCCAUUGCCUGUGUCAAUCUGUGAUUCUGUUGUACUUAUCUCAAGAGUCAAUAAAGCUCAUGAUGUCCUACCGCA
Molecule: messenger RNA, 9169 nt
Organism: Mustela lutreola (European mink)
Lineage: Eukaryota; Metazoa; Chordata; Mammalia; Carnivora; Mustelidae
Gene: MAP4
Product: microtubule associated protein 4
Exons: 19
Coding region: 510-7163 (2217 amino acids)
Biological process (GO): microtubule cytoskeleton organization; neuron projection development
Cellular component (GO): neuron projection
Molecular function (GO): microtubule binding
Source: RefSeq, a predicted model, not a curated record